Messenger RNA from Hibiscus syriacus, 666 nucleotides. RefSeq lists its product as uncharacterized. Lineage: Eukaryota; Viridiplantae; Streptophyta; Magnoliopsida; Malvales; Malvaceae. The record is from RefSeq and is a predicted model, not a curated record. The transcript has 2 exons. The coding region runs from base 126 to 617 and encodes 163 amino acids.
AAUCGAGGCGUUAACGUCAACUCUGAAUCAGGAGGACUCGUUGCGGUUAACCCCUCAAUUAGAACUUAAGACUUGCCGUCUUUUCAUGAUCGGAGCUUUUAAUUCAGCGAUAAGAAGAAAAAUCAAUGGAGAAAUCGAUGCUUGUUAAGGAUGUUCAACAAUUCAAUGGAAAUCUCCCCCACUCUCUUUCUUCCGCCUCUCAAAGACAUGUAACGUACAGUUGCGGUUCUUGUGGGUAUGAGCUGAACUUAAGUUCCUCUAGUCGAAACACCGCAACAAUAGGCUCUAAGUACGGAAAAUCAAUGAAGCGAGGGAUUAUAUCAUUCUUUAGUAUAGAUGAGAGUAGAUUUACACAAGUUGAUGAGUUCCGAUGGGGUCCUUACUUUUCAAAGCAUUCAUGGGGCUUGUUCCGCCGUAGAACCAAACUUGUUUGCCGCAAGUGUGGCAAUCAUAUUGGAAAUGCUUAUGAAGAUAGAACUUCAGGCCACCCUAUUGCACUAGAUGGAUUGGAUUCAACCGCCGGUAAUGAAGGUUCCAGUUGUAGAAAAUACGAUAUUCGGAUCCGUGCCCUACAACCUUCAUCUGCCGAAAAACCCGGUACUCCAUUUUUUAUGUGAUCCAGUGCUGUCUUCAUCGUUAUUGUAAUUGCAUUAUCAACUAGGCUUC